AUGAAGAAACAUGUCCCUAUGUUAUCUGAGAUCUACAAUCUUUUAGAUCAAGAUCACAGUCAACGAAGCAUCUUAACUGUUCCAAAUGCUUCUGCGUGCAACGUUGUUGUCCCUGAUCCUAUACCGGUCUCUGUUAACGCGACUCAGGUAGCUCACUAUCCUCAGAAGAUGAACAAACUUCUUUGUAGUCACUGUGGUUACACGGGUCAUACUGCUGAGACUUGUUUCAAAAUUCAUGGCUACCCUCCUGGUUUCAAGCACAAGUAUCAGAAAAAUGUUCUUGAGAAGCUGUCAUCUGCGAAGCCACAAUAUUCCAAACCUGUUGUUGCGCAAAUGUCAGUUCCCUCUGCGACUUCUGAAAACAUUUCUGAUACCUUGAAGCAGCUUUCUAAAGACAAUAUUCAGGGCGUUAUUGACUACUUCAACUCUCAGCUACAACCGUCUAUCAAUCAGCUCUCAACUACCGCUUCUACUUCUGGUGGUAUGAUAACUGCACUACCUGGUAUGGCCUUUUCUUCCUCGACGCUUCAUUUUGUUGGAGCUUUGCGAGCUACAGGACAUGUUCUUAACACAAAAUGA
This is a messenger RNA of Microthlaspi erraticum, 579 nucleotides long. Lineage: Eukaryota; Viridiplantae; Streptophyta; Magnoliopsida; Brassicales; Brassicaceae. The record is from the annotation of a GenBank genome assembly.